AUGAAAAGUGUCUAUGAUAAACAAGUUAAUGAAGUGAUUGAAAAUUAUGAAAAAUUAAUUAAAGUAGGAGGGUGUCUAAGACUUAUUUUAGAAAAUAAUAAUUAUUUGUUAAUUACGAGUAUUAAUGAGAUAAUUAGAUUUUCUUAUAUAAUAUUAUGGAUACCUAAUUUUUCUAAUGAUUUAGUUAAAAACAGUAAUUAA
Hepatospora eriocheir is the source of this 201-nucleotide messenger RNA. The record is from the annotation of a GenBank genome assembly. NCBI's taxonomy places the organism in Eukaryota, Fungi, Microsporidia, Hepatosporidae.